AUGUCGGCCAAACCCACGACCAAGAAGUUCGGGAAGUCGAGCCGGGACGUUCCCGCUCACUCAGAGAAGGCCCAAAAAUGGUACCCUGCCGACGACGAGAGCGCGCCUAAGCAGGUCCGCAAGUCCAUCCGCCCUUGGGCUCCCCGCAAGUCUCUGCAGCCUGGUACCGUUUUGAUCCUGCUCGCUGGUCGCUUCCGUGGCAAGCGUGUUGUCCUCCUCAAGGCUCUCGACCAGGGUGUCCUCCUCGUCACCGGCCCCUUCAAGAUCAAUGGUGUUCCUCUGCGACGAGUCAACUCCCGAUACGUCAUCGCCACCUCCCUGAAGGUGGACGUUUCUGGCCUUGACACUAAGAAGAUUGAGGAGAUUGCCCAGCCCAAGUACUUCACAGCCGAGAAGGCCAAGGAAAAGGCUGGCGAGGAGGCUUUCUUCAAGCAGGGAGAGAAGGCUGAGAAGAAGAAGAUCAACAGCAGCCGUGCCGCAGAUCAGAAGGCCGUCGACAAGGCCCUGAUUGCCAACAUCAAGAAGGUCGACAUGCUUGCCAGCUACCUCGCAAGCUCUUUCAGCUUGCGCAAGGGUGACAAACCCCACGAGAUGGCCUGGUAG
Molecule: messenger RNA, 603 nt
Organism: Ustilaginoidea virens
Lineage: Eukaryota; Fungi; Ascomycota; Sordariomycetes; Hypocreales; Clavicipitaceae
Exons: 3
Coding region: 1-603 (200 amino acids)
Biological process (GO): cytoplasmic translation; ribosomal large subunit assembly
Cellular component (GO): ribosome; cytosolic large ribosomal subunit
Molecular function (GO): structural constituent of ribosome; RNA binding
Source: RefSeq, a predicted model, not a curated record